This is a messenger RNA of Tetrahymena thermophila SB210, 711 nucleotides long. RefSeq lists its product as hypothetical. NCBI's taxonomy places the organism in Eukaryota, Ciliophora, Oligohymenophorea, Hymenostomatida, Tetrahymenidae. The record is from RefSeq and is a predicted model, not a curated record. The transcript has a single exon.
AUAAUAAAUUAGUAAAAAAAAUAAAAAAUGGACAUUGACGAAGAAUCAAACUUAAAAUAAUUUGAAUAACGUGAUGAACCUGAAAACUCUUAUGAGAAUGAACAUACUUGUUAUUAAGAUUAAAAUUAUUCAUUUUUUAGAGAACAUUAAUACAAAUAAAUAUCAGACAACAAUAACACCACUUCUUCAAGAUAAUAUCAUACUUAUAAUCCUAAUCCUAACAAAAAUAAUUAUUAAAUUAAUGACAAGUAUAAUACAGAGCCAUUGAAGCAAAAAAAUUAUGAAAAAAAUAAUGAUCAUAGUAUGGAUAUUGAAUAAAGUGAUGUUCCAGAUUUUUUAGAAAAAAAUAAUAACGAUCCCUUAUAAUUAAAAUAUCAUUUUAAAUCUACCAUUUACGACAUUGAUUAAAAAAUCAAAAAUAAUUUUGAAUAAUUUAAUUAAAAUUAAAAUGAUUAAGAUAAUUAAUUAUUAAAUUUACAUAAUAAAGAUUGUAGAGGUUAUAAAGUAAAUUUUUUAAUAAUUCCACUUAAAAGUGCAAAGGAAUCGUAAGAAAAUGAUUAGAAAUAGCUAUUUGAUAAAUGGAAAGAAAAAUUUAUUAAUAAAUUUUAAAGAUAUUCAUCUCUUUAGAAAAAAAGUAUACUUAAAUAUCUUAUUGAUGAAAUAGAUGACGAUUAAAAAAUGAAUUAUAUAUUAAAAAAAAUAUUGAAAUGA